AUGUUUCAGCCAGGAAAGGUUUCAUCGGAUAGAGAUGCGAUUCUAGUGUGUGCGUUACCAGCAGUCGCAACGUACCUGUGGCUCAAGUGGUAUGAGGCCAAAAGUCUUAGUACUCUAACCGUUCUUCUGGGGGUUGUGCCCGCUUUCUCGACUGUUCUCUUAUCGCAAAGCCUCUCCUUUCUACGCGCCGCGUCUCUUUCCUUCGUGGUGCAUUAUGCUGUCGUCUUAUCUUGCGCCUGCCUAUAUCGCUUGUCUCCCUUUCAUCCGCUAGCCCCAUACCCAGGCCCCUUUUUGUGCAAAAUCUCUAAGCUUUGGUUAGUCUACAUGACCUCUCGGGGCAAGCUGCAUCUGUACUUUCACGAGCUCCACUCCCGGUAUGGCCCCAUAGUUCGUGUUGGUCCGAAUGAGCUAUCUACCACGGAGGUAGACAUCUUCCCGUUCAUUCUAGGCCCACAGGGCAUGCCCAAAGGCUCAUUAUGGGAAGGACGACGCAUCUCCGGAAAGAGAGGUGCAGGUGCCAAGAACGCGAAAGGACACCUUAUUGGCGCCCGUGAUAAGAAACUUCAUGCAGAAUCGCGUCGCGUUUGGAAUCGCGCUUUCACUACGGCUGCAGUGAAAGGAUACGAACCGAUCCUCAUUCGGAGAACCGCGCAGCUCUCCGAGGAGCUCAAUGAACGAUGCGCAGAGCAACCUCAGAGAGAAGUCGAAGCUGAUUUGUCUCAAUGGCUGAGCUACUUUACGUUCGAUUUCAUGGGUGAUAUGGUAUUCGGAGGCGGGUUUGAGCUGAUGCAUGACGGUGACAAGGAUGGUAUAUACAAGACAAUGGUCGCCGGCCUACAACUCCCUGCAUUGACGCAACAGAUCCCAUGGAUUGCGCCCUCCUUGUCGUAUCUACCAUACAUCGGUCGACAUAUGAAGGCACUUGGUGACUUUGCUUUCAAACAAGUCACCCACCGUAUGCAAGAAGGGUCUAUACAAAACGACCUGUUCUACCACCUUCUCGAUGAGGCACCAGAAGACAGAAAACCUCCGCCGUUCCCGGUGAUCAUGACAAACGCGGUCACGGCUAUGUUGGCGGGCUCGGAUACGACAGCUGUGGCACUAUGCAAUGUGUUCUACUGUAUUCUGGCACAUCCGGCGUGCUACACACUACUUCAGCAGGAGGUAGAUGCUGCCUUCCCACCUGGGCAAGGAGAACCGGUAGAUGCCUCGAAGCUUGCGAGCAUGGAAUACCUGAACGCCGUCAUAAACGAAGCACUGCGGCUGUACCCAUCCAUUCCUACAUCGCUACAACGAUCACCGACGCCUGGCAGUGGCAGCCAUGCCAUUGGCAACAGAUUGGUCGUAUCUGAAGGAACGGGAGUAUUCGUAUCUCCGUAUGCCGUCCAGCGGGACUCCCGCUAUUUCGCCCCGCACCCGGAUUCCUUCAUGCCUCAACGUUGGCUUGCCCGCCGUGAUGAUAAAGGCUCGGAGAAUAUGCCAUUUACGGUGAAUCCCGAUGCGUUCAUUCCGUUCUCCUCCGGGCCCGCGAAUUGCGUGGGUCGCCCGGUCGCAAUCCUUGCCAUGCGGAUGGUGCUCGCUUAUCUGUUACAGCAUUUCAACAUGCGUCUCGCUGACGGAUACGACAAGGCACAGUGGGUGGAGGAACUGCGCGAUUAUUUCGCGUUCCAAAAGGGCACGCUUCCGGUCUUCCUGAAGCCGCGCACAUGAGUGAAUAGUUCAGAUAUACGUGCUGUGCCUUACAGAAAGGAGUUUCGCACACUUUCUGACUGUACCUUCCGUUCAACAACUUCACAAGAACUACCUAGUGGAGACAAUGUCACUUUGCGCCGUAAGUGCUAUUUAAGAUAAAAUAUGUUUAGGCACA
This is a messenger RNA of Postia placenta MAD-698-R-SB12, 1867 nucleotides long. RefSeq lists its product as hypothetical. NCBI's taxonomy places the organism in Eukaryota, Fungi, Basidiomycota, Agaricomycetes, Polyporales, Adustoporiaceae. The record is from RefSeq and is a predicted model, not a curated record. The coding region runs from base 1 to 1710 and encodes 569 amino acids. The transcript is spliced from 10 exons. Gene Ontology annotation, molecular function: iron ion binding; heme binding; oxidoreductase activity, acting on paired donors, with incorporation or reduction of molecular oxygen.